Rhinolophus ferrumequinum (greater horseshoe bat) is the source of this 6979-nucleotide messenger RNA. It is a transcript of the gene C3H6orf89, whose product is annotated as chromosome 3 C6orf89 homolog. The record is from RefSeq and is a predicted model, not a curated record. Bases 632 to 1729 code for a protein of 365 amino acids. Gene Ontology annotation, cellular component: nucleolus; Golgi membrane. Lineage: Eukaryota; Metazoa; Chordata; Mammalia; Chiroptera; Rhinolophidae. The transcript has 12 exons.
GGGGCGGGAAGAAGGAGCUACUUUAGGGAGUCCAUCCUCGCCUGUAGCCUGGGAGUUGCUUCCGGGUUCCGCGCCCGGAAGCAGGAAGUUGUCGGCUUCUCUGCCUCGCCCGGCGGCUGUUGUCCCCGAGGCGGGAGGAGCCCAAGGGGGCGCGGGCCCCGCAUGUAUAAGCCUCUGUUAAGAGUCAAGCUCACUCUUCGGAACUUCUCUCUGUGACAAAGCUCAUUCUGCCAGAGUUGGACCCUCUUUCUGGAGGAUUCAUUGUAGUUGAUCUCUUUUCCAGUUCUCAGCAACUCAGUUGUGAUAAUCAAGGGACACGGUGUUGUGGUUUUGGAACUGCCCCUUCAGAACAGGAAAAUACUUGAAAAGCAUGAGGACUGCAGCCUGCUAGGUCUGAAGAGCUCCCACGCCAUGGUUUUUGUGUUGCCUGAAAUCCUUGCUCUGCCAGGAACAAAGCGAGUCAGCAUGUUCCUCACAGCCAAUCUUGCCUUCAGUGAUCAGUUCUCCUCCUACAAGGUCUGAUAAGGAGAAAAUUUGGAGAUGUUCUAAAUUAAAUAACAGCGGCUGGCUGGAGAGUGAAAGAGACAGUUAACCUGGCUGCUGGCCGGCCAGGGAUUUUGCCCUAGAAGACAUGGAUCUUGCUGCCAAUGAGCUCAGCAUUUAUGACAAACUUUCGGAGACUGUUGAUUUGGUGAGACAGACAGGCCAUCAGUGUGGCAUGUCCGAGAAGGCAAUUGAAAAGUUUAUCACACAGCUGCUGGAAAAGAAUGAACCACUGAGGGGACCACCCCAGUAUCCUCUCCUUAUAGCUGUGUAUAAGGUCCUCGCAACCCUGGGAUUAAUCUUGUUCACUGCCUACUUUGUGAUUCAGCCCUUCAGCCCAUUACCACAUGAGCCCGUACUUUCUGGAGCCCACACCUGGCGCUCACUCGUCCAUCACAUCCGGCUGAUGUCCUUGCCCAUGACCAAGAAGUAUAUGCCGGAAACUAAGGGAGCUCCUCUGCAUGGGGGUGAUGAAGAUAGAUGCUUUCCAGAUGGAAAUAAAAUGAAUCCUUGGAGCUCAGUUAUAAAGGGAGAGCAUUGGAAGGACUUUGACCUCUGGACAAAUGACCAUGAGCAGAAUGAAUCGGACCUCAUCCCUGCCAACUGCACUGGUUGUGCCCAGAAAUUACCCCUCAAGGUAGUGCUCCUGGAAGAUACCCCGAAGAAAUUUGAGGGACUCCAUCCUCUGGUGAUCAAGACGGAACAGUCCCUAUCUUCUGAGGAGCUUCAGCAUUUUUUGUGCCAGUACCCUGAGGCCACAGAAGGCUUCACGGAAGGUUUUUUCGCCAAGUGGUGGCGCUGCUUUCCUGAUCGGUGGUUCCCAUUUCCUUAUCCAUGGAGAAGACCUCUGAACAGAUCACACAUUUUACGUGAACUUUUUCCUGUUUUCACCGACCUGCCAUUUCCAGAAGAUGCCUCCUUGAAAAAGUGCUUCCUUCUUCAACCAGAACCUAUUGUGGGGAGUAAGAUGCACAGGAUGCAUGAUCUAUUUACCAUCGGCAAUGGUGAGGCCAUGUUGCAGCUCAUCCCUCCCUUCCAGUGCCGAAGACACUGCCACUCUGUGGCAAUGCCACUAGAGUCAGGAGAUAUCGGCUAUGCAGGUGCCACCCACUGGAAGGUCUACAUUAUAGCCAGAGGGGUGCAGCCCUUGGUCAUCUGCGAUGCAACCGCCGUCUCAGAACCGUAGGAAACAGUACCGUACAGAGGAACAACUUUGCGAGGCGAAGACCAGAUUGAAAGGAGGAUAUAAAAACAAACGAUGAAACCACUUUCCAGGGGUUGGUUCCUUAGUUCCCUGCCCUGUGCAUGUGUGUGCAAGCCCUCUGUGCGCUGGAGGCGAUGGUGAGCCCGGCCCGCCCGCCUCUUCCAGCCCCGCUGCUGGGCCACGACUGUGCCAGGACCUGGCUGGGAGACACUGUUCUGCCACCAUAGCCUGGCAGCUGCCCUUCAGGCCGGGCGCAGGGUUGGUGCCUUCCCUCCCUGCAUGGCAUGACCCCCUCUGCUGGCUCCUGGCCACAGAGAGGGUAGCCCACAGGUCCUGACUUCAGAGCCAUCCUUGACUGCGUGUCCUGUCUUCCUGGCCACACCACCUGCAACUUUUUCAGGAAAGCUAUGGCUGAUUAAAGACGUUGUUGCAGUUUCCUAACAAGAAUGGAACCUAUAACCAGUGAAAAAAGAUCAGAUAACCUCAGAUUGCACUCAAGAAAGUGCACUUCUUUCCCAGCGUCCAUGGCUGUUGGAGUCUGCUGCCAGGCUGGAGUCUGGCUACAAUUGCAAUGGGCAUUCCUAAAAUAAUACUUUUCUCCAUUUACUGGGUUCUGAUGCCUCCCCCUCCCCCCGCCCCCCCCCCACACACAACUCCUUCCCUUCUUCCUUGCCUGUUGGGGGGGUUGGGGGGGCGGUUUCUCAGCAGCUGGGCUCUGGGUCCCCCUUCCCUUGGCUGGGCCAGACCCCCUUACUGAUGAGGCUGCACCAUUCCUGUCAGCUGUGUUGCUUUUACGAAGUGUCUUCGGAGAGGGAUGAGUUAGAGUGCUGGCCUGGGAAGAGGGUGCCUCCCCAGGUUUGAUCUUUCGGGUCUGACUCUGCAGGAAAGAUGUUUUACAGAUGUGACAAGCUGAUGUUGUAAUGUGGUUGGGGAAGGAACUCCAGACCCAGAGUGUUUGCCAGCUGGGUGUGCGACUCUGAUCCUCUGUCUUAAAAUGAUCUCUUUGUGCUGGGAAACAAGGUGAGGUGUUUUGAUUUUUUGUAAUAAUGUAAAGCUAUAUCCUUUUGAGUAGGUAAUUCACUAUGCUCAUUGUUUCCCUUAAGUGUUUUUAGUAGGUGUGAAUCAAAUCAAAUGGUGUAAAAAGGACACUCUUUUCUUGUUUCCUUCUUUUCCUUUAUUAUUCCUCUACCGACACUGCUAGAUAUCGGGCCUCUGAUCGUGCCGUCGCCGAGAUGAAGGAAAACCAAGCCACUCUGUGGCGCCUGAUUCUGAGUGGCAGAAAUCGCAUGGACACAGGAGGUGUCUGUGUCAGAGUGAUGGUCCAGAGACAGGCAGUGGUGAGGGACGCGGGUGUGCCUCCUCCCGGGUCCUCUGCAUCCCGGAGGCGCCCCCACAUCUGUCCCCAGGCCCUGUUUCUCUGCACAUCUGAGCAGCAGUGGGGAUCCCUGGGCGCCUGAACCGCCUGUUUGUGGGCUUCGAAAGGACAAUCAGGGUUCACAGAACUCAGGGUGGAAACACUCAGAGCCGCCUCCGCAGGCGUGAUUGAAACACGGAUGAACUGUACCUGAGGGAAUUCGCCCUUAAAAGAACCAGCGCCUUGUGUUGGUUAAUGCAGGAGAAACAAAGCCUUUUGUACACAUAAAAGUCACAGCUGCGAAGCAGUUAGGAUUUAAGGGGUUUUACAUCACAGGGAUCAUGGAGAGGCCAGCUUCCUGCACGCUUUUCAAGCCUUUGCCGUGUCCUUAUCCCUUUGCCGCACUCGGGGAGAAGGGAGUAUAUGUAAACAAGUCCUUCAGAGGCUUCUCGGAGUUUUCCUUAAUCAGGCAGGCCCCUGUGGGUUAAGAAAAGAGAGACUUCCUGAGGAGCAAAACAACUUAAUGAUGAUUGAGAAUUCCUGUUUCCUUUUUAUGAAUUACUGUCUUCCUUCUCCAUUUCACUCCUGCCCUCUACACCUUACAUGUUCGUGCAAUAUCCACUUCAGCUCAAAACUUGGAAAUCUCAGAAAGCUUUGCAUGUGUUGGUGUGUGAGGCGUUCCCAGCCCCCCCCAGCUCCUGAGCUGUCUACAGUUCAACAAAGAAUGGUGUGGCAGCAGACAGAGACGUGUGUGCAUGUGCUACUCAUUUGACUGAAAAUCUAUCCAGUUCAGAAUUGAAUGUAGAUUUAUGUUAGCAGAGAACUUCUCCAAAGAGUUUUCUGCUCCUAAUUACGGGAUACAUAGAAGCGAUUCGCCUUCUUCUCAAGGUAAUCUGAUCAGCUGACCCUACCAGGGACCAGUGCUAUAGGAAUGGCCUGGGGUUGCCAGCCGGUCCCUUUCUGGUUGUCCACAGCUUUGUGUGAGGGUGCUGCGGGAUUUUCUCUGCUCACCUAGCUCUCAACUCGCGAAGCAGCAGAUGACCCCCCCACAUGACACGUGUGGGAACGAGGGUCAUUAAUGAGGAAGGGUCGGGGAUGCAGGGGGACCUCCUAACCAAUUCCCCACCUGCACCACCACAGUAAGAACAAAGCCACGGCCCUCAAAACAGGAACUCGCUCAUGAGUUGGUUGGGUAUUUACUAAGAGGUGAUGUGUGACCUCCACACGUGGCUUAGGUUCCCUUUCUUACAGUCUCCCAGAACAGAGUCUCUUGUCCCCAGAAAAAACAGCUGUAAGGGGAGAAGGGCUGCUUGGGCACCAGUGUGGGCCUAUAUGUCCAGAUGUCCAAGUCUCAGGAGUCGAGUGUGAGACAGACAUUCACCUGUUCUGGCUGAUGAAAAGAGGCAGAGCUUAUCCUUUCCCCACACCCAUUUUGUUUAGGGAAGGAAAAGUAAUACAAUAAUGGUUUAUGAAAACAGAAUCCACCUGUUCGGUGAUACAUAAAACAAUCUAUGAAACUGGCAGACGGGCUCAUCUUUUAGGAGAAAGGAAUAACAUUUGUGGAGUCCAUGAUGUCCUUUAAUCUUUAUUCAGUCCUGUGCAGUAGGUAUUAGAUCCUCAUUUCACAAGUAAAAACCAGGGCUUGGGACAGUUAAGUGCUGGUUGGUAAGUAGUUGGUUCUGCAGCAUAUAGUUUUCCUGCCUCAGCUCAAGCGUGGUGCCCAAGAACUAAGGUGGCUGACUCGACUUGGGUGAGCCCUACUGGGGUAGGAGAGCCUAGGGGUAGGGUCAGCAAGCCAGGAACUCUUCAGCGUUUGUUUUUAAAACUGGACAGAAAUGGAGGAGGAGAGCAUCUAACCAGAUGAUUUUAUAAAAAGGCUUUCCCUUUUUCCCUCCCCAUUUGAAAACCCUUUCAGAGGGAGUGUGGCUGGAACACAACUCUGUCCAUCCUUUUCCCAUUGUUCCACGUUUCCAGAUGUAUGACCAGAAGAGGGACUCUGCCCAAUUCCAGUUGUGGGUCCCCUUGGAGUUUACAUCACUUGUUUUUCAGUUCUUGGUCUUCUAGUCUUCCCUCCCCAAAUCCAGCAUAGGAACAAUUAUUUUAAAACAAAAUCUCAAGUUCCUCAGCUGCAGGUGAUGGAAUGACAUCAGUCAUUCUAACGUCGUCUGGGUGAGAGUUUGCUUAUUUAGUCAGUGGCUUCCGUCAUGAACACAGAAAACCCCAAAGCAGAUGAUCGCUUCUCAUCGAACCCUUGCCCAGCAGGAGGAGGCCAAGUUUUAGGGGAGAGGGAGGGAAAGCUGCAUGUCUGGGUGCACGGGCAGACAAUCUCAUCUGCCUUUUGAGAAUCAGUUAUUAAACAGGGGUCUUUUAAGCUUUUGAGUUCUAGUGAUGGAGGAGAAGCUCCUGAGUUCACAAGUUCCACACUCGUUAACUUUCAGUGGCCACCCAUCACCCACUAAAAUUGGUUGACAAAAGAGAGCCGAGAUGUACCUUGAAACAGUACGUUGGCUGAGAUCCUCUCCGUGCUUGGACCUGCGCAGAUUAUGUAGAGAGCCUAGGCACGGCAGGGCCAGGAAGCUAGGAAGGUGAGCUGCUUAUGGGGAGAACCCUGAAAAAGGCGGGGCUCUGGGCAUGUGCUGUGUCCCCAUCAGCUCAGGUAUCCCUGGCCACCUCACCCCCAAGUCUCCUGAUACCCAGCAGCUCCUUCCACAAAAGCAUCUCGGAGAAGAUGGACAGAUCCUCUGUCAGUCCUCCCUGGACAGUGUGGCUUGCAGUGCUGGCCUUGUGAGAAACCCUCCAGCCAGCCUGUCUGUCGUCCAGGUCCCUCAGCGUCUGGCUUCCCUGCCCUGCAUAAUUGAAGCAUUAGAGCUAAAUACAUCUGUCAUCUUCCUUUCUCUGGAGACGGGAACUGUCCAGACCUUGUCAGAAUAGUGGAGAGAAGAAAUAUUACGUAACUCCAGUCAGAGGCCUGGUACUGUCCAGAACUGGCGGGGCUGGCCCGUCGAGGCCAUUCCUCCUGCGAUUAGCGCAUCUGUCACUCAGCCGGCAUCCAUCCAAGAGUGAGCCACAGCUGCGAGCAGCCAUGCAGAGGAGGGAAACCAGUUGAGCUUGAGUUUUAAACAAAUUGGGGGAGUCAGGGCAUCUGCUUUGUGCCAGGCUUAAUCUCCCUCCUUACUCUCCUCAUAACGAGUCUGGGGGUCAGUGAGGUCAUCCUAUGAAGCCACCCUAACUCGCGACUGCAAUGUCCCAGCCUGGAAACUUCAGCCCAAGGGCACUCGCAAACGUUUGACGAACCAGCGGUCACUUCCCAGUCUCAUCAUAAGUGAGGUGCUCUUGGAGAUAACCCUGUAGCGAAUGAAAAAUGGGGGGCUCUGGGAAUGUGCUGUGUCACCAUCAGCACGUGUAUCCCCUGCUGUCUCACCCCCAGUCUCCUGAUAAUCCAGCAACUUUUCUCCAAACUUCUUUCUGUAUAGUUUCACCCUCAGAAAAAUGCUGGCUGUGACCUCUUCUCCCUCCCUCGCUGCUGCGGGAAGGUCAGUGACAGCCCGGGGGAGAAGACUGGAGAGGCAGAGGUAAGCCAGAGGCUCUGCUGAGCCUCCUCCCUGCUGUCAUCAGGCAGAGGAGCCAGACAGCUGCAGUCCAUCUUCAGGGGGCCAGGAGGGUGGGCCCAGGUGGGAGAUGGACGUCUGUCCCAGCCACUCGUGCUCCACACAGUCUAAGCUGUUAAUGUGUGUUCCGUGCAGAAUGUGGGCAGUAACUUAAUGCACUGCAAACUUGUAAAGACCUCCACCAUGUAAAGAAUGUAUGCAAAUUCAAGUUUUAUGUAAUGGAAUGGAAGUUUUUACUUUUUACAAUUAAAAGUGUAUGUUGGUUGAUAA